Staurois parvus is the source of this 327-nucleotide messenger RNA. Lineage: Eukaryota; Metazoa; Chordata; Amphibia; Anura; Ranidae. The record is from the annotation of a GenBank genome assembly.
AUGGGUCCCUGUAACGUCCUCCCAUUGCUGCUGUCUCCAUCGCCACACUCUGCCAUCGUGCCACUUAUCAGGUCUCCUCACACUGCUGGUGGGUUCCAUUUUGUCAUAGGGUGCUGGUUGGCCUCCCAUUGCUGCUGCCUCCACCACCACACUGUGGCUCCACACUCUGGUUUUGGCCCCAUGACUGCCCAAAUGAGUGAAGUGUGCGGUGAUUCUAAGAUCGACGGCACUCAUCUGCAUGUCAUACUGACUGACAGUAUUAUUUCUCUUCCCCAGCAGACUCCAAGGGCAUUUAAAUUAAAGGUACAGUGUUCUGCACUAAUAUAA